This is a messenger RNA of Pararge aegeria (speckled wood butterfly), 1639 nucleotides long. RefSeq lists its product as uncharacterized. Bases 290 to 1612 code for a protein of 440 amino acids. The transcript has 2 exons. Lineage: Eukaryota; Metazoa; Arthropoda; Insecta; Lepidoptera; Nymphalidae. Gene Ontology annotation, molecular function: protein binding. The record is from RefSeq and is a predicted model, not a curated record.
UUUGAAAACAAUAUAUUUAUGGCGUUUAUUUUGAAACACAAACUGCAGAUACAAAAAAAAUAUAGAAAUUUUGAAUUAUUACUACAUGGAGUUCACAACACAAAAAUGAAUUAAAACCAAGCCUGGUUAAACAAACGCUCAAACGCAAAAACCGCUUGGUUUGGUUGCAGUAGCUGCAGAGCCAAACAAAUAUCAAAAUUUCAAAACAAGUAACAUAAAAAAUGUAUUGAAACCUGGCAGCGAUUUCAACUCAUACCGAAAUACUUAUCUCUUUACAAUAGCCAGAAAAAUGGCCGAAGAUAAUAUAGUCAUUCAGGCCUCGUCGUCUAUGUUGGACCAUUUAAAGAUUGUCUCGGAUGCCGAUGAUAUCCAAGCUGAUUAUAUAGUGUGUUUACCCAAUGAAGUGUUAUUAGAUAUAUUCUCAUAUUUGAAACCGAAACAUUUAGUGAAAUGCCGCGAAGUAUGUUGGAGGUGGAAGAACAUAGUGGACAGUAUGUUAAAAAGCGAAGUUCUGUGGCGGAAGCACUGCAAAAUUGAUUUCAUAGACAUAUACAGAUCAGCCUAUUAUAAAGCGCAUCCAGGACUCACGUGGAAUAAUUUAUACAGAUCCCUCACAUUAUGGUCCAAAUUGGAACACGCAACAGAAUUCCACGACGAGUUCGCCUCAGCGUCAAGCAGUCGAAAUGAAAUACGCGAUUUCCAAGUACUAAAACACGGCCAAUUAGGCGUGCACACACGUGAAGGUAUAAUUUACUACGAUAUGAAAACGCUCAACCAAUCGAAUCGAAAAAUCAUAACCGGAGAUUACUUGCGCUAUUACGAAAACGACGAGUUAGUAAUCGUGCUAGCACUGACAGCACAUCUACAUGUCAUCCGCAAAGUUCUCCGAACGCCACGUCACAUGACAGAGGCUUGGUUCCCAUCCGUCAUAAAUUUCCUCAUCCACGAAGAUCAAUUGUACUACGUUACCACCAACAAUAAUAUAUUCAUAUGCAAUUUGUCCAACGAGAAGAUCCAAAGCAGCCUUUUGAUACAUAUGGAAGAUGGAAUCAUGUGUAUGGGGCAUAAGAAUGGAUAUCUAAACGUGCUUACGUACCUGCGUAACAUUUUCACAGUUGUUGACGAGGUGAACGUAUUCAGACGGACAUUAGAUGAUUCCCAGAAUCUGUUCCACGAGCUGGUCAAGUACAACCUAUUGGAUAAUUUAGAUUGGAGGGUAUUUUUCCUGUGGCUGUUCAUUCUGAAUCGCACAAUACCACAUAACUCAAUAAGGAAUAUAAUUGUUACUAAGGUAUACGGCGAUGUGGUUUUUGUUGGCUCAAUCUUGGGGGUGUUUCGCAUAUACUGCUCUCCUUACUUGAAUAAUGAAUUUGAUAUAUUCAAUACUGAACCGGUGAAGCAGUAUAAUUUCAUGGAGCGCAGCGACUGUCCGGUGCUCUCUGAUAGUCCGAUCAUACAAAUUGAUGUCAUCGAGGGGGAAGAUAGCCAUACAGUACUAGUGGGUAUGCCCAAGAAGAUAGCAGUUAUCAAAUUCAGACACGACAUCCAAUUAAGCCCAUCUAAAAUAGACCUAGGCGAUCUUCAGAUCAUUGAAGUUAAUGAUACUUUGUAACAAUGAGGUUUUUAAUACUUCAAUUAC